AUGCUAGGGCUCCCGCCCGGCGUCCACUUCCGUCCCGACGACGACGAGCUCGUCGAGUUCUACCUCCUCCCGCACGCCCGCGGCGAGCCGGCCUCGUUUCCUGCUGGCGUGGUCGUCGUCGACGACAACGCGGCGGGCAGCACGCUGCCAUGGGAGCUGCUCGACCGCCACGGCCGCGGCGCCGACGACGAGGCCUACUUCUUGGUGCGCAGCAGCGGGGACGGCGACGGCCAGGAAAAGCGCGGCGCCCGCCAGGAGCGCGGCUGCGGCGGCGGGACGUGGAAGUCCCAGAAGCGCCUCGCCCACGGCGGCUCACGCGUCGACGACGCCGGCGAGAAGGUGCACUGGAGCCGGCACAACCUCAACCUGCACAUGGGCCGUGGGGAGAGCGGCGGCAGCGUGGGGUGGGUGAUGCACGAGUACGCCCUCACCGACCCGUCGUGCCCAUCCCUCAAGAUCUGCCACGUGGCCUUCACUGGACACGGCAAGAACCGCAAGCGCCUGCCGGGCGGCGGCGAUGUCGUCGACGACCAGACUGAGGAACCCGCGUCUAAGCGGGCGCGCGUCGCCACCCCCGGCACCGGUGGUUCUGCGAGUUUGGGUUCUGGAUCGACGACGACGACGGUCGAUCAAGACUACUCCGGAGUCGGACGCUCUUCCGAAGAACACCAAGAAUCCAAUCAAAUUUCUCUGGAGUGGAUAAGUAGGGAACUUUUCAACGACGACUUGCAGCAAAACUCUUUCCCAUCGUCGGUCGAUGUAAACUACUUCUCCGAGGAGUUCGCCCAGGCGGCGGCACCAACAUCAGAGCAACAAGCAGUGCCCGAGCACAUCAUGGCGACGCCCCUGCCGAUGGUCCAGGAAACCGCCGGCAUGGAAGAGCUACGGGAGUUCAUGGCGUCGAUGGAUCGACAGGAGUUCAUAGCGCCCCUGCCGAUGGUCCAGGAAACCAACGGCAUGGCGGAGCCACAGGAGUCCAUGGCGCCGAUGGAUCAACAGGAGACCGCCGGUAUGGCAGAGCUUGAGAACCCGUAUCAGCCGAUGAUGGCCGAGUUCUUCCCGCCGAUGGGGGUUACUCUUGAUGAAUCAUGUGGCUUGUCACACAUCAGCGACAUGGAGCUCGGAGCACAACAGGAUUUCGUUGAGUGGGAUGGCUUCCUGUUCUACUAG
Molecule: messenger RNA, 1170 nt
Organism: Panicum virgatum (switchgrass)
Lineage: Eukaryota; Viridiplantae; Streptophyta; Magnoliopsida; Poales; Poaceae
Product: NAC domain-containing protein 96-like
Exons: 1
Coding region: 1-1170 (389 amino acids)
Biological process (GO): regulation of DNA-templated transcription
Molecular function (GO): DNA binding
Source: RefSeq, a predicted model, not a curated record